AUGCCUAUUGCAGCUCAUUGCGAGAAAGGAUUGAGCUUUGAUGUGUUCAAAAAAGAUGCGCCAUGGAUUGAAUGCGAGUGCUAUUGUAUAGAAUCAAGUAAGGUGGCAUGGAGCAGUGUAAAGUGUGUAAAAUACUAUGACUUGAAGAAGCGUGAAAUGAUUUUUGAGAUGGAAGUGGAUAUGCCAAGAGAGAUUAAGAUGUCAGAGAACGGAGAGAAUGUGGGUGUACUGGCCAGCAAGGGAGAACUUGUACUUUUUGGAAGCUGCGGAGUCAAGAUGAAGAUCAUGGAGGUAAGUAAGUUCAGGCUUUCAGAUGAUAUUCUGGCUUAUGCAUCGAAUGGAUCAUUUUUCAUACAUAAGGUUAGAGACGGAGUAAUUAAUGAGGCAUUCCACAAUUCCAAGGUAUCUCUGCUUGACUUUUACAUCAGUGGAGAGUAUGUUUUUCUUGCUACAAAGAAGCUGGAGAAGGAUGGAUGUCAUAAGAUCCUGCGGAUUGGAGAGAAUGCGCUUGAUGUUCUUUACAGUCUUCCGGUUCUUCAAGGAUUUUCGUUGAAGUCGAGUAGGACCAAGGAGCAUCUACUGUUUCUAUUGAUGACAUCGUAUGUUAAUAACAGCUACUUUCCUGAGUCUGAUUUAUUUUUGUAUGACAGAGGACGAAGUAAAUUUGAAAGUCUUGGAUAUUCAGAUGUUCACUCAUAUGCUUUCCUAUCUGAUGGAUUUGCAGUAUGCCAUGGAUCUCAGCCGAGCGAUGUGUGUGUGCAUGAAUUUGAUGGGAGAUUGAAGUACAAAUUUCCAGAAGGAGUGAGGAACAGGAUGUUUUUUAACCAUCACGAGAACCUAGCGGUGUUUGCAGGAUUUGAUAAUCUGUCUGGAGACAUUGAGGUGUUCUGUGUUUCAUCACGAAGGCUGAUAUCGAAGUUCAACGUUCUUGGAGCAUCGAUAGUGAACUGGAGUGAGAAUGGAUCGUAUUUUUAUGUGUCGACGACGAGCUACUUCCAAGAAGACAACAAGAUUACCUUGUAUGACUAUUUUGGGAGGAUUAUUGAUGAGAAAUGUUUUGAUGCGUUGAGCUCAGUGAAUACGUAUGGAGAUGCAGAAGGAUUUGUGAAGUUAAGCCAGCCAAGUAAAUUGGUUAUUGAGGUUGAAAAGAAGUAUGUCCCACCGUCUAUACAUGAGUUUAGAAGCAAAGGAGUAGCAAAGGGUGGAAAUGUCAAGAAGGAUCAGAAACGAAAAGACACGUACGAUGCCAAUAGUGUGCUGAAAUCGAUGUCCAAGCCAAACGAAUGCACUAAAGAAAGCAUUUUGAAGGAUUUGGACGAGAUUAAGUAUCUUAAAGAGAAGAUGAAGAACGGAGAGGAGUUAUCUACAAAAGAGUUGAAUCUGAUAUUGAAGGAGGCCAAAUUGAGGAGCGAAUUGAAGAAGAUUGAUGAAUAA
This is a messenger RNA of Ordospora colligata OC4, 1434 nucleotides long. Its product is annotated as eukaryotic translation initiation factor eIF2A. The transcript has a single exon. Bases 1 to 1434 code for a protein of 477 amino acids. Lineage: Eukaryota; Fungi; Microsporidia; Ordosporidae. Gene Ontology annotation, molecular function: translation initiation factor activity; tRNA binding; ribosome binding. The record is from RefSeq and is a predicted model, not a curated record. Gene Ontology annotation, biological process: translational initiation. Gene Ontology annotation, cellular component: cytosolic small ribosomal subunit.